Molecule: messenger RNA, 2095 nt
Organism: Malus domestica (apple)
Lineage: Eukaryota; Viridiplantae; Streptophyta; Magnoliopsida; Rosales; Rosaceae
Product: polyphenol oxidase latent form, chloroplastic
Biological process (GO): pigment biosynthetic process
Molecular function (GO): catechol oxidase activity
Source: RefSeq, a predicted model, not a curated record
ACACGUCAAACAAUUGACACAAGCAAAACCAUAUGGCUUCUGCAUCCUCUCCCGCUACUGCUACCACCACCACCAUGGGCACUUACUCUUCUUUGAUCAUCUCCACCAAUUCCUUCUCUGCCUUCCUCCCAAACAAAUCCCAACUUUCCUUCUCUGGAAAAAGCAAGCACUACAUUGCACGUAGAUCAUCAAUCUCUUGCAAAGCCACAAACCCUAAUUAUAAUAAUGAGCAAGAUCAACAACAAUCUUCUAAUUUGUUGGGAAAAUUGGACAGGAGAAAUGUCCUAAUUGGCCUGGGCGGCCUCUACGGGGCCACCACCCUCGCCCCAAAGCCGUUGGCCUUUGCCAACCCGCUGGCUCCACCCGACCUAACCAAAUGUAAGCCGGCCGAAAUCACCACCGGAGGUGAAACUGUGGAAUGCUGUCCACCGGUCUCCACAAAGAUCAAAACCUUCACUCCGGAUCGGUCUAUCCCACUGCGGACGAGGCCUGCCGCCCAUUUGGUCACGGACGAGUACUUGGCCAAGUUCAAGAAAGCUCAAGCCCUCAUGCGUGCCUUACCCGAAGACGACCCGCGUAGCAUGGUUCAACAAGCUAAAGUUCACUGUGCCUACUGCAAUGGUGCUUAUCCACAAGUAGGGUUUCCGGACAUUGACAUCCAAAUCCACUUCUCCUGGCUUUUCUUUCCUUUCCACCGCAUGUACUUGUAUUUCUACGAGAGAAUCCUUGGCAAGCUCAUUGAUGACCCAACUUUCGCUCUCCCAUACUGGAAUUGGGACUCUCCUGACGGUUUUCCAAUUCCCGACAUUUACACAGAUACAACUUCCCCACUCUAUGAUCAGUACCGAAACGCCGACCACCAGCCCCCCGUGCUGGUGGAUCUCAGCUACGGUGGAACCGAUGAUGACGUGGACGACCAGACAAGAAUAGAUGAGAAUCUAGCCAUCAUGUACCGGCAAAUGGUUUCCGGUGCCAAAACUCCCCAUCUAUUUUUCGGCCAUGAGUACCGGGCAGGAGACACAACAACAGGGACUUACGCCGGCACCAUUGAGAACAGUCCUCAUAAUAACAUCCAUCUCUGGUGCGGUGACCCGAACCAGACCCACCAAGAAGACAUGGGUAACUUCUACUCCGCCGGUCGGGAUCCCCUGUUUUACGCCCACCAUUGCAACGUGGACCGCAUGUGGAACGUUUGGAAAACCCUCGGAGGCAAGCGCAAGGACCCCACCGACACCGAUUGGCUUGACGCUGAGUUUCUGUUCUACGAUGAAAACGCCGAGCUUGUGAGCUGUAAAGUUCGGGACAGCCUCAAACCUGAGAAAGAUCUUCGUUAUACUUACGAGCCUGUUAGUGUUCCGUGGCUGUUCACCAAGCCAACCGCUCGUAAGCCAAAGAGCAAGACAAAAGCCAAGGUGGGGGCUACCCAGCUGACGACAAAGUUCCCGGCCACGUUUGAUUCGAAGACGACGGUGGAGGUGGCGAGGCCGAAGCCGCGGAAGAGGACCAAGAAGGAGAAGAUCGACGAGGAGGAGGUGCUGAUCAUUAAGGACAUCGAAUUCGAGAGCAACGAGGCGGUGAAGUUCGAUGUGUUUAUUAAUGAUGAUGCUGAGUCGCUCAGUAGGAAGGACAAAUCCGAGUUUGCUGGGAGUUUUGUGCACGUGCCGCAUAACCAGAAGACUGGGACGAAGAAAAAGACGAACUUAAAACUGGGGAUCACGGACUUGUUGGAGGAUUUGGGUGUGGAGGAUGAUAGCAGUGUGCUGGUGACGUUGGUGCCUAGGGUUUCGAACUCGCCUAUCACCAUUGGUGGGUUUAAGAUCGAGUAUUCUUCUUGAUCAAAAAGUAUGGUUAAGUAAUUAAAUAAUUUCAUAGUGGAAUGGCCUGCUUUCAUGCAUGCCCUUGUGUUUAGUUAAUGCGAUGUGUACCAGUGCAUAAUUUGGAUCAGAAGCCAUGCAAUUGAUAUGCUGGCUUUUCCAAAUUUUUAAACGUACGAGUUUGUGGGAUUAAUAUUCCAUUGUUUAAUUGUAUGUGGAAAUGUAUCCGUAAUUUUACUUGGUUCAUCAAUAAAAUGCAUCAAUGUGCUUGAAUAUGUUUA